GUUUUCCGAAGCAGUAACUUUACUUUCUCUCUUCUCCCCGUUUCCCGGCGGUGAUUGUCACUGCUCCUUGUUUCCCGCAGGCGCCCGGCGAGACACAGGAUCUCGACGCCCGGCGAGCUAAGCCACCCACUCCUCCGCAUUCCACCGAUUCAUCCACCGUGUUUUCUCGAACCCCAAUCUCUGAUUUCAUCUUCUGGCCUUCGAAAAAAGCCCAGGAUUCGCCGGAAAAGAUGGAUUUUGAGCACAUGUAAAUAAGGGGAUUCUAAAACGCAGGAAUGGGUUCGAAGAGGAAGUCGGCUUCGCCGAAGAAAUCACGAGAAUUUGCUAAGAACAAUGAUUCUUCGAUCGCGGGUCUUCAGUCUAAGCACCAAGAAGAAAUAGCAAAUUUGACUCUUAUGGCACAGCCAUUCAAAACACUUAAGCUUUUUUCUAUGGCGAUACUACAGUGGUUGAGACAGUCUCUCUUGUAUUUUUUGUCACAUGUGUUAUUGUUUAUGGUACUCAUCGGCGUGGCUGCUCUCUUAGGAAUGCUUCUUCUGUCCACAGACUCCGCCCAGGGGAAGGUGGAGGAAGCCCUUCAGUAUGUACAGUUUGGGUUAUGGUGGACUGUUCUUGGUGUUGCAUCUUCUAUUGGCCUUGGGUCUGGCUUGCACACGUUCGUUCUGUAUCUGGGCCCACACAUUGCUUUGUUCACUAUAAAAGCAAUGAAGUGCGGUCGGGUUGACAUCAAGAGUGCCCCUUAUGAUACAAUUCAACUCAAAAGAAGCCCUUCAUGGCUUGGCAAGGACUGUUCUGAGUUUGGGCCUCCACUUUUUUCCUCUCCUAAUGGCCCGCGAGUUCCUUUGAGCAGUAUCUUGCCUCAGGUGCAAUUAGAGGCUAUAUUGUGGGGCCUCGGGACUGCCCUAGGAGAGCUCCCCCCUUAUUUCAUUUCAAGAGCAGCGCGGAUAUCAGGAAGUAGAUUAGAAGAACUUGAUACUCCCUCAACCGAGGAAAAGAAAGGGGUUCUAGCAAGUAAAUUAAAUCAAAUUAAGUGCUGGUUCCUUUCGCAUGCGCAAUAUUUGAACUUCCUCUCAAUCCUAAUUCUUGCCUCGGUGCCGAAUCCUUUAUUUGAUUUGGCUGGGAUAAUGUGCGGACAAUUUGGCAUUCCAUUCUGGGAGUUCUUCCUCGCUACAUUGAUUGGAAAGGCCAUCAUUAAAACUCAUAUCCAGACCGUGUUUAUAAUUUCGGUUUGCAACAAUCAACUCCUCGAUUGGAUGGAAAACGAAUUGAUUUGGGUUCUCGGCUUUGUUCCUGGAGUUGAUUCGUUCCUACCAAACUUGAUUACCAAGCUUCAUUCCAUUAAAAACACAUACAUGGCAGCCAAACCUCAUGCCUCUUCAAAUACUAAGGUAAACAAUUGGGAGUUCUCGUUUGCUUCGGUGUGGAACACGGUAGUAUCGAUUGUGCUCCUCAAUUUUUUCUUCAAGAUUAUAAACGCAACGGCACAAAGCUAUCUAAAGAAGCAGCUUGACAUGGAGAUUGCGGCGAGGAAGGGCAAGUCGCCAGCCAAGCAUUGAUUCCGUGGAGUCAAGCUUUACCGCUAAUCGCCGUUCGUCUCUCUCCUCCCUCUCAAGAGACCUAUUCAAACUCUGACAGGGAGGGAGGGAUACAGAAAUCACAGGCUUAAAAAAAUCUCAUUCUUAGCAAUAGAGAAAUGUGGGUAUAUUGUUAGUGUUGCUUUUGCUGGUUUUAUUGUUAUUGACUAUCUUCCUGUUUGGGAGUGACUCUUGUCAAUCCAUUAUCAAGAGAUAUAUAAACUUGACUCAAUUCU
Molecule: messenger RNA, 1810 nt
Organism: Cuscuta campestris
Lineage: Eukaryota; Viridiplantae; Streptophyta; Magnoliopsida; Solanales; Convolvulaceae
Source: the annotation of a GenBank genome assembly